Molecule: messenger RNA, 1404 nt
Organism: Chaetomium globosum CBS 148.51
Lineage: Eukaryota; Fungi; Ascomycota; Sordariomycetes; Sordariales; Chaetomiaceae
Exons: 3
Coding region: 1-1404 (467 amino acids)
Molecular function (GO): aldehyde dehydrogenase (NAD+) activity
Source: RefSeq, a predicted model, not a curated record
AUGUCUGUCGAAACGAUCACGACCAUCUCCCCGACAACCAACGAGCCGAUCCUAACGCGCAAUGGCAUCUCCUCGCAAGAGCUAGAGCAACUUCCCGAGAUUGCCACUCAAGCCUUUGAAUCAUGGCGCAAGACUUCGCUAGAACAGCGUCGAGACAUCAUCAAGAAGGCGCUGGGCAUACUCGACAAGAAAAAGGAUGAGCUGGCCACGGAACUCACCGUCCAGAUGGGCCGGCCCAUUGCUUACACGGGUGGGGAGGUUACCACAGCCUUGAAGAGGGCAGAGUACCUCCUCAAGAUCAGCGAUGACGUGCUCCAGGAUACACCGGGUGAGGCGGAGAAGGGCUUCAAGAGGUUCAUCCGCAAGGUGCCGGUGGGGCCGGUCCUCAUCAUCUUUGCUUGGAACUAUCCGUAUCUGAUUCUCGUCAAUGCCCUGAUUCCGGCGCUCCUGAGCGGGAACUCGGUCAUCCUCAAGCCGUCUCCGCAGACGCCGACUAUCGUCGAGCAGGUCGCCAAGGCCUUUAGCGAAGCUGGCCUCCCCAGCGGCGUGCUCCAAUACUUCCACUCUGGCUCACCUACGAUUAUUGAGUCGAUUGUGAGAAACCCCAAAGUCGCUUUGGUGUGCUUCACGGGUUCUGUGGCUGGCGGCUUGGCUGUCCAGGGUGCAGCAUCAGACCGCAUCGUCAACGUUGGCCUAGAGUUGGGAGGAAAGGACCCGGCAUACGUCCGUGAAGAUGUUGACAUUGCAUGGGCAGCCGGGGAGAUUGUAGACGGCGCAGUGUUCAACUCGGGCCAGAGCUGCUGCUCGAUAGAGCGCGUGUACGUCUCUGAGAAGAUCCACGACGAAUUUGUCAUAGCGAUCCAGGACGUUCUGAAGGGAUACAAGCUCGGCGACCCUUUGGACAAAGACACACAUCUUGGCCCGGUCAUCUCGAAGAGGUCUCAGGAGACCAUUGAGCAGCACGUCAAGGACGCAUUGGACAAGGGCGCCGUCAACGCCACCCCCGCAAAUGAAACGUUCAGCAAGCUCCCAGAGCGAGGGAAUUUUGUCGUCCCGACGCUGCUGACAAACGUCACUCAUGACAUGAAAAUCAUGAAAGACGAAACCUUCGGCCCCGUCAUCCCAGUUAUGAAAGUGAAGGGCGAUGACGAGGCUGUGAAACUGAUGAACGACAGCGAGUUCGGCCUGACAGCCAGCAUCUGGACAAAAGAUACUGACAAGGGUUACGAGCUGUGUGAUGGUGUUGAAGCUGGAACCGUUUUUGUCAAUCGUUGCGAUUUCCCGAGUCCUGACCUGGCCUGGACUGGAUGGAAGAACUCCGGAAAGGGCGUCACAUUGAGCAAAUAUGGUUUUGACCAAUUUGUUAAGCUGAAGAGCUAUCACUUGAAGGACUACCCUAAAUAG